AUGGCUAAAAAAGCUAAAACAUGUGAACAUAUAUCAGAAAUAACAAAUUAUGAACGAUUGGAAUUUCUUGAUGAGAAAAAAAAGAAAAAGAUUUAUUUUUUUUUGUUUAUAAAUUUUCUUAAAAUAUAUUUAGAUGAAGCUUUAUUAGAAUUUUUUGUAUCAAUACAUUUAUUUUUUUUAUUUCCACAAUUUGAUGAAGGUCGUUUAUCAACAUUUCGUGUUGGAUUAAUUCAAAAUCAUUUUUUUACAUCAUUAGCACGAAAUCUUUGCUUACAACAUUUUAUUAUUUAUAAUCAUGGACCAGAUUUAUGUUCACAUUCUGCACUUAAUUAUGCGUUAGCAAAUUCAUUUGAAGCAUUAGUGGAUGCAAUUUAUCUCGAUGGUGGAUUGAUGAAAAAAAAUAAACAGUUAACGAAUUUAUGGAAUAAUUUACAAGAAUAUCCAUUAAAAGUUCAAUAUCCAAAUAGUGAUCGUCAUUUAAUUGAACAAGUACUUUUAUUAAAACAAUUAACUAAAUUUGAACAAGAUAUUGGAGUAGAAUUUCGACAUAUUCGAAUUGAUUAUUUAUAUCGUUAUUUUUUCGAACAUCAUGAAGGACAUUUAUCAUUACUUCGUUCAUGUACUGUUUCUAAUCCAAUACAAGUUAUAAUCUAUGACAAAUUAGGUAUGCAAGUAUAUGUAGAUUAUGUUCGUGAACAACUUCGUAUAACAACAUCAAAAUUAAUUGAAAAAUCUUUAAAAGCUAAAGCAGAUGUAUUUGAAGCAUUGAUAGCUGCUUUAUUUAUUGAUCAAGAUUUAGAAUCAAUUUAUGCAUUUUAUCGUACAACUAUAUUUCCACCAUUACGUGAUCCAAAUGAUCGUAAUCCACCAUUACCUGAAUAUCGAGUUUUAAAAUCUCAACGUUUAUCUGUUAGUGUUGGACGAUCAAUUCAUGAUGCUGAAAUGGCUGCUGCAAAAAAUGCAUCAGAACAACAUGCACAAAUGUUUCCAUUAUUAAAUUAUCAAAAAUCAGUUUUAGUUUCAUCAAACCAUCAUCGUAAUAAUUCGAAAUGUAGAUUAACAACAACAGGUAAUAAAAAUGAGAAUAAUCGACAACAACCAUUUUCAUUAAGAAAUGUUAAAACGAGAGGUAAUGUUUCAUUAAUGAUUAUUACAUCGGCAAAAGUCACAAGUUAG
This is a messenger RNA of Rotaria sordida, 1176 nucleotides long. The record is from the annotation of a GenBank genome assembly. Lineage: Eukaryota; Metazoa; Rotifera; Eurotatoria; Philodinida; Philodinidae.